AUGGCCUACUAAAACUAAUAAAAUCUGCCUUAAAUUGGAAGCAAUUCUAUCAUUGCUUAGAAUUCUCCAGCUGUUUAUUCUAAUAAAGCAAAUGAUUUCGUUAGCUAAAUACUAGGAAAGCAAAGUACAAAUCAAAUGUUGAGUUAUGAGACUAAUAAAUAUUCCUCUUCUUCUAAUGAUGAUGUAAUCAGGAUGAAAUCAGAACUUUAAGCUUGUCAAAAGUAGCUAUAAUUAUUCAAGUAAGCAGAUGAAGAGAAAAAUAGAAAAAUAGAACAGCAAAGAGCUGAAAUAACAAAGUUAAGGAAGGAUACAUUUGACUAUAAAUCUUAGAUAAACAUAUUAUCUUUGAAACUGGAUGAAGAGAGAAAAAAGAACUAAGAACUAAGAGGUGCAGCUAGACCGAGAGGUGCAGUGGGAGGCGAAAAUGGUCAAUCAGAUAAAGAUCUAGAGGAGAUAAGAGCCCUAUAAUUAGCAAUCUAAUUUGAGGAACAAGAGAGAAGGCAAAGAGAUAGAACAAUGAUGAUGGAAAUGAUGAUGGGGCAUCCAGCUAUGCUUUUAGGAAGUUCUUAAUAACUUAUGGAGCAGUAACAGCUUGAAAGAGUAAUUGAAGAGAGUAAAAGAGAUAAUCCUGACAAUAUGACAUAUGAACAGAUGCUGGAACUAGGUGAAAGAAUCGGAAAAGUUUCAAAAGGCUUUACAAAGGAGUAGAUAUCUAAGAUCCCAUGGAAAUUCUGGAGGACUAACUCAACUAAGCAGAAUAGCUGUUCGGUUUGCUUUGAGGAAUUUGCGAACAAUCAAAAAUUCAAAAUUUUACCAAAUUGUCAACAUGAAUAUCAUAGUGAAUGUAUAAAUAAGUGGCUUGAAGAUGAAAAAAGAUGCCCAGUCUGCAACAAAAAUGUUGAAGUUGUCUGA
This is a messenger RNA of Stylonychia lemnae, 912 nucleotides long. NCBI's taxonomy places the organism in Eukaryota, Ciliophora, Spirotrichea, Sporadotrichida, Oxytrichidae. The record is from the annotation of a GenBank genome assembly.